This is a messenger RNA of Onychomys torridus (southern grasshopper mouse), 222 nucleotides long. RefSeq names its product 60S ribosomal protein L39-like. The coding region runs from base 1 to 222 and encodes 73 amino acids. The transcript is spliced from 2 exons. Gene Ontology annotation, molecular function: structural constituent of ribosome. Gene Ontology annotation, biological process: translation. NCBI's taxonomy places the organism in Eukaryota, Metazoa, Chordata, Mammalia, Rodentia, Cricetidae. Gene Ontology annotation, cellular component: cytosolic large ribosomal subunit; ribosome. The record is from RefSeq and is a predicted model, not a curated record.
AUGGAAGGAUAUCCCAUGAUUGUGGACAGAAAACAUUAUGGGAGACAGCUGACUCGGCUUCCCACCAUAUCUUCUCACAAGACUUUCAGAAUCAAGCGAUUCCUGGCCAAGGAACAAAAGCAAAAUCAUCCUAUUCCUCAGUGGAUUUGGAUGAAAACUGGUAACAAAAUCAGGUACAACUCCAAGAGAAUACACUGGAAGAGAACAAAGCUGGGUCUGUAA